AUGUCAUAUCCACAAUUUGGAUAUCCCUACUCGUCUGCACCACAAUUCCUCAUGACAACCAACUCCUUGACAACUUGCUGCGAAUCAACCGGCAGAUCCAUCUCGGAUUCCGGAGUUGCAGCCACUGCCCAGACGCCGGUUUACUGCCCCGUUUACGAGAGCAGACUGCUGGCCACUGCCAGGCACGAGCUUAGUUCCGCCGCGGCUCUGGGUGUGUACGGGAACCCCUACACGAGCGGUCAAGGCUAUGGAAAUUACGUUACAUAUGGAACCGAUGCCUCCGCUUUCUACUCACUGGGUACAUUCGAUUCGAAAGAUGCCACUGCAUCUGCGCAUGCGGGGAUAACACAAGCAGCUGCUUACUACCCAUAUGACCCUACCCUGGGCCAGUAUCAAUACGACAGGUAUGGAUACGGAUCCAUAGACGGAGGAACCAGGAGAAAGAAUGCGACCAGGGAGACGACCAGCACCCUGAAAGCCUGGCUCCAGGAGCACAGGAAGAACCCCUAUCCCACCAAAGGAGAGAAGAUCAUGCUGGCCAUUAUCACCAAGAUGACCCUGACGCAGGUCUCUACCUGGUUCGCCAACGCCAGGAGGAGACUGAAGAAGGAGAACAAGAUGACCUGGCCCCCCAGGAACAAAUGUUCAGACGAGAAGAGGUAUGAUGAAGAUGACGAUGGGUCGCAGGAGGAGCAGAUCAAAAGUGAAACCAACGAUGAUGAGAACACGAGUCGAGAGGACAAGGAUCUACAACUCAGCGAUCUUGAAGAUUUCGACACAAUUGAGUCUGAAAACUCCGAAUGCGAGCUCAAGCAUCAGUAUCACUUAAAUACUCACAUGACGACGACUGACUGCCCUAACGGUCACAUAAAAGACACUUCAUUAAAGAUAAGUAUUCCAGUGUCUCUGGGCGGAGAGCAGGACUCGAGAAAAACCUGCCUGAAAACCAGUUCGGAGGAUUGUGAGCACGAUGUCAGCAACGGAAGACAAGUUAAAACGUGUUACGAGCAAGGCCACCAAAUACUUGACGGGAAACCAAGAAUCUGGUCAUUGGCCCAAACUGCAACUUCUUUGAACCAGACUGAGUAUCCGUCGUGUAUGCUGAGAUGUCAGCCAACCAUGUCCCCGUCUCCCGUGGCCGACUCUCCAGUGCACGUCAAUGACAGGCAGGAUUCGCCUGUCACAACUCUCAGAAACUGGGUAGAUGGGGUUUUCCACGACCCUCUGUUCAGGCACAGCACUUUGAAUCAGGCUUUGACCAACACUUCCGUUUCUUGGACCACGACCACCAAAGGCUCAAUACUGGAGACAGGUGCGCUUGACCGCUCUCUUGGAAACAACGUUGUCAAAGGACACGCUCCCAUGCAGCACCAGGAUUCCACCAAGGACACUAUGAAUUUCCCCAAAAAUGUGAACAAACUUUUCUGUUCGUAACACGCCAAAUUAGAUUUGUAUUUACAAGAGACUUGCAGGAUAGGCCUGUGUUUAUGGGCGUUUAACAUGAGCAAUUGAACUGAGAAAAAGCUGUUGAAGUUGAAGCUAUUUCAUGAUUCUUUUUUAAGCAAGGAUAUAUUUGUGUACUGUUACAAUGGCA
This is a messenger RNA of Hypomesus transpacificus, 1594 nucleotides long. It is a transcript of the gene irx4a, whose product is annotated as iroquois homeobox 4a. The transcript is spliced from 5 exons. Gene Ontology annotation, molecular function: RNA polymerase II cis-regulatory region sequence-specific DNA binding; DNA-binding transcription factor activity, RNA polymerase II-specific. The record is from RefSeq and is a predicted model, not a curated record. The coding region runs from base 1 to 1434 and encodes 477 amino acids. Gene Ontology annotation, biological process: cell development; neuron differentiation; regulation of transcription by RNA polymerase II. Gene Ontology annotation, cellular component: nucleus. Lineage: Eukaryota; Metazoa; Chordata; Actinopteri; Osmeriformes; Osmeridae.